CUUCGCUGCUUUGACAUCAACUUUUUCAUGGAAACACAACAGAAAUAUGGAGCCUACCUCACAGGUGUCACUCCCAGAAAAGGAAGUAAAGAAACAAGGUAGGAUUACAACCAUUGGAUGCAUGUGUGUUUCCAUUUUGUCUGUACAGUACACAUGCAUAUGGAUCAUGCUCUAUUUGUAGCCAUGUCUUUGCAUGUGUGUCCAUGUUCAGAUCAGGACUUUUAAUGUGUGCUUUCUCGCAGAGGCUGAUGGCACAGUCUACAUGAAUUUCAUGAAAAGUCACAGCUGCUACGAUGCCAUUCCAACCAGCUGUAAACUGGUCAUAUUUGAUACCAAGCUACAAGUGAAGAAGGCCUUCUAUGCACUGGUGGCAAACGGCUUGAGGGCGGCACCUUUAUGGGACAGCAAGUUACAGAGAUUUGUAUGCUGACCAUUACAGAUUUCAUCAACAUCCUGCAUUGCUAUUACAAGUCCCCCUUGGUUCAAAUGUACGAGCUGGAGAGCCACAAGAUUGAGACAUGGAGAGGUGAUUCAUUUCAAAAUGUCCACUUGCAGUGUUUCAAUCACUUCCUCAUUUACAUCACUCCAGAAGCCAGUCUUUUUGAUGCCAUCUAUUCGUUACUGAAGAAUAAGAUCCACAGGCUGCCAGUCAUCGACCCAGUGUCUGGAAAUGUCUUGCACAUCCUCACCCACAAAAGAAUCCUCAAGUUCCUCCAUAUAUUUGGGAAAACCGUUCCAAAGCCUGCUUUCAUUGGAAGGCAGAUCCAGGAGCUGAGGAUUGGGACAUUUACUAACAUCGCCACUGUUCAGCAAACUGCCACGCUGUUCGAUGCCCUCUCCAUUUUUGUGGAGAGACGGGUGUCUGCACUACCUGUGGUGGAUGAACAAGGCAGAGUGGUGUCUCUCUACUCGAGAUUUGAUGUGAUUAAUAUAGCAGCCCAGAAGACUUACAACAAUCUGGACAUGCCUAUGCACGAGGUUGUUCGCAGGCGCUCAUGUUUUGUUGAAGGAGUGAUUAAAUGCUACCCUUAUGAAACCUUGGAAAUCAUCCUAGAUCGUAUAGUCAGAGCUGAGGUCCAUCGGCUGGUUCUGGUGGACAGGUCUGACGUGGUGAGGGGCAUCAUCUCUCUGUCCGACCUGCUGCAGGCCAUGGUGCUCUCCCCUGCAGGUAUUGAUGCCCUUUACUCCUAGCACCAGGGGCCAGAGGGGCCCCUCUCCCCUUUACCAGCUGUGUAGACUUGAGCCCUGGCAGCGUAUCCAGCCAGAAAUCUAUCUGUGACUGAAAUGAGAGAUCACAUGGGACGAUGAGCUGUUGUUUACACAAAGAUUUCUUUCAUGAUCUGUGUGCUGUGUUCAGGUAACAACAAAGGACAGUGAGCUGACCUUGAUACCACGACUCUCUAUAGGUCUCCAGCACGAUGGCAAUAUUGGCUGCAUUUGAUCAAAUUGAUCAAUAUGUUUUUACACAAUACU
This is a messenger RNA of Trematomus bernacchii (emerald rockcod), 1473 nucleotides long. It is a transcript of the gene prkag3a, whose product is annotated as protein kinase, AMP-activated, gamma 3a non-catalytic subunit. The record is from RefSeq and is a predicted model, not a curated record. NCBI's taxonomy places the organism in Eukaryota, Metazoa, Chordata, Actinopteri, Perciformes, Nototheniidae. Bases 397 to 1191 code for a protein of 264 amino acids. The transcript is spliced from 12 exons.